ACAUGUGUUGUUGACAGUUCACGACUGUCAAAUUUCACAAUAACGGAGCAAAUGUUUUUAUAUUUUGUGUGAUUUAAUCAAUUCGUAAUAUAGUUUUCUAAUCGUACCGUCUUCAGAAGCGGAUGAUUUAACGCAUCGUGUAGUAUAUUAGAAAAGAAAACUAGCCAAAAAUUGGUGUAAUAAUUUGUCAUUGGAUUCCUGAGAACGCAGGUAUAUUGACAGUGCAGCAAAAUGUUGUAUACGUUCAAGGAUACCCUUGGUCGUGAGUAUUCGGUCGAUAUGGACGAUAAGCGAUUCCGGAUAAAACCUUAUCAGCAAAUGCUUUCAUCAUGUACCGGUGCACUAUUGACCUCGAUUUUAAUGACUCCCCUUGAUGUUGUGAAAACACGACUUCAAACCCAACAAAAGCGGAUGGCAUCCAAUAGAUGCUACGUAUACUGCAACGGAUUAAUGGAUCAUCUAUGCCCUUGUCCGAAUGGAACAUUGAAAUCGUUAAAGACACAAUCAACACACUACAACGGCAUGAUUGAUGCAUUCUACAAAAUUAGUAGAUAUGAAGGCGCACGAUCGUUGUGGUCUGGCUUGAGCCCGACCUUGGUAUUAGCUCUUCCGGCAACGAUUUGCUACUUUGUAUCAUACGAAGGCACGCGGAUUUACAUGAAAGAUUUUUACCUUAAAUUAAACCCUGGUCAAACCGAACAACCAUUUUCCAUACCGUUAUUGGCCGGAAUGGCAGCACGUGUGUUCUCGGUGUCUGUAGUUAGUCCAUUAGAGCUGAUUCGAACGAAAAUGCAAUCGCAGAAGCUCAGCUAUUAUGAGGUUGGAAAAGCCCUUAAAGCAACAAUCCAAACAGAGGGUAUAUUUGGGCUUUGGCGAGGAUUGGGACCGACUGUUUUCCGCGAUGUUCCAUUCUCUGGCGUUUACUGGGCGAUCUAUGAGUCACUCAAAGUCCAUCAUGAUGUUACAGUGCCGACAUUUGGGUUCAGCUUCUUUGGUGGUGCUAUUUCCGGCAGUAUUGCAGCAUUUUUGACGGCACCAUUUGACGUUGUUAAAACUCACAAACAAAUCGAAUUCGGCGAAAAAGUGCUAUAUGCCGAACAUCCGGUCAAGUCACUGCCGAAGGUGGGAACCAUAGCAAUUUUACGACGAAUAUUCGAACAACACGGUGUAAAAGGGAUAUUCGCUGGCGUUAUUCCUCGUGUUGUGAAAGUCGCACCAGCCUGUGCCAUCAUGAUCACUUCGUUCGAAUAUGGAAAGGCAUUCUUCUUCCGCCACAAUGUGGAUAUUUACAUUGAAAAGAAUGGAAGUGUCAGUUGAACCAAACCAAAUCCCUUAGACGAGUAACGAAAACAAUUGCGCACAAGACAAAGUGGCAGCAAUUAUACAGCAAGAUUGAAUGAUUUGGUAUGAAUGCGAAACGGUGUUGAGUGACUGAAAGAGAGGAAAAUCUAGACAUAUUUGUACAAAAAUCAAUUUGUUUUAAGAAUAAAAGAGAAGAAAACGUAUUGAAAUCACAUUAAA
This is a messenger RNA of Sitodiplosis mosellana (orange wheat blossom midge), 1521 nucleotides long. Its product is annotated as probable mitochondrial glutathione transporter SLC25A40. Lineage: Eukaryota; Metazoa; Arthropoda; Insecta; Diptera; Cecidomyiidae. The record is from RefSeq and is a predicted model, not a curated record. Bases 232 to 1317 code for a protein of 361 amino acids. The transcript is spliced from 7 exons. Gene Ontology annotation, biological process: mitochondrial transmembrane transport.